Messenger RNA from Aureobasidium namibiae CBS 147.97, 702 nucleotides. RefSeq names its product pyridoxamine 5'-phosphate oxidase. Gene Ontology annotation, molecular function: FMN binding; pyridoxamine phosphate oxidase activity. The record is from RefSeq and is a predicted model, not a curated record. Bases 1 to 702 code for a protein of 233 amino acids. The transcript has a single exon. Lineage: Eukaryota; Fungi; Ascomycota; Dothideomycetes; Dothideales; Saccotheciaceae. Gene Ontology annotation, biological process: pyridoxine biosynthetic process.
AUGUCCACCUCCACUCCACCCAACAAGCGCAUCUUCGCCCCCGGCGGCACAAACGACUCCCAACAAGCCCAGCAAUACACAAAAGGCAGCCUCGACGCCACCCAACUCGAUCCCAACCCUCUAACUCAAUUCGACAUCUGGUUCACCCACGCCAACGCCGAAAAAGUGCACCAACCUGAAACCGUCACCCUCAGCACUGCCGAGCUUCCCUCAGGAAGAGUCAGCGCGCGAAUGGUGUAUUUGAAAGAGUUGGAUGAAAAGGGUUGGGUGGUGUACAGCAACUGGGGUACGAGCAGGAAAGCUGCAGAUGUCAAGAGUAAUCCUCAUGCCAGUUUGACUUUUUGGUGGCAUGAGUUGGAGAGGCAGGUGAGGGUUGAAGGGAAAGUGGAGAGGAUGACUGGGGAGGAGAGUCAGGUCUACUAUGAUACGCGCAUCAGAGGCAGCAGACUUGGUGCUUGGGCAAGUCAGCAGAGCAGUGUCUUGAGCAGUCGUGAGGAGCUUGAGAAGCAGGUUAGUGAUGUGGAGAAGAGAUUUGAUGGUCAAGAGAAGAUUCCUGUGCCUGAUUUCUGGGGUGGCAUCAGGAUUGUGCCCGAGAUGGUUGAGUUUUGGCAGGGAAGACCGAGUCGCUUGCACGAUCGCUUCAGAUACACAAGAGACGAGAACAGCGAGUCUGGAUGGAAGAUCGAUAGAUUGAGUCCCUAG